Molecule: messenger RNA, 1717 nt
Organism: Leptidea sinapis
Lineage: Eukaryota; Metazoa; Arthropoda; Insecta; Lepidoptera; Pieridae
Product: juvenile hormone esterase-like
Exons: 4
Coding region: 77-1681 (534 amino acids)
Source: RefSeq, a predicted model, not a curated record
AUUAGGUACUCAGUUAUCAUUUACGUCCCAUUGAUAUUGGUCGCUAGCGGAGCUGAUUUAAACAAUUUGAUUUAAAAUGGUGCUUGUGCAAGUUGAACAAGGGCUUCUGGAAGGAACAGAGGAAGAAAAUAUUACUAAAAAUGGACGCUACUAUAGUUUCAAAGGUAUUCCAUAUGCAGCACCACCCGUGGGAAACCUAAGGUUUAAGGAACCUGCACCUCCCCUUCCAUGGGAAGGUGUAAAAAGAGCGACAGAACAUGGUCCGAACUGUCCUCAAUUUGAUAUAUUUACUCGAGAAAUCGUAGCUGGAAGUGAAGACUGCUUAUACUUAAAUGUUUAUUCUCCAAAUCUGACUCCAGAAUCAUUACUCCCCGUCAUGUUCUUCAUACACGGGGGUGGAUUCAAGUGCGGUUCUGGUAAUGAUGACUUCUACGGUCCAGAUCUUCUACUCAAUCAUGGAGUUGUCGUUGUUACUAUAAAUUAUAGACUGGAAGUCUUUGGUUUUCUUUGCCUUGACACAAAACAAGUACCAGGUAACGCUGGCAUGAAAGACCAAGUAGCAGCUUUAAAAUGGGUCAAUAAGAAUAUAACUAAGUUUGGCGGUGACCCAAAAAAUAUCACUGUGUUUGGUGAAAGUGCCGGUGGGGCAUCAACAGCAUACCAUAUCUUAUCACCUUUAUCGAAAGGUUUAUUUCAAAGAGCUAUUGUGAUGAGUGGUUCACCUUUUUGUGACUUUGCGUUGUCUUUUGAACCAAGAAAAAGAGCAUUUAAAUUAGGGGAACAACUAGGAUUUGAAACUGAAGAUCCCGAAGAGCUCUUAAAAUUCCUUCAGAGUGUUCCAACUGAGAGACUUGUUAACGUAAAUCCAUGCAUAUUAGCAACUGAAGAAUAUAUUAACAAUCCCCUCAAACUAUUCCAUUUUAUACCAGUAACUGAAAAACAUUUAGGACAGGAAGCCUUCCUAGCACAAACACCAGAUGAAAUAUUAAAAGAAGGAAAUAUAAACGAUGUUGAAGUGAUGAUUGGAUAUACGAGUAAUGAAGGUUUGAUAACAUUUAUGGACAUUGAAUAUUAUAUGUCUAAGUACAAGACACUUGAUGAGGUGUAUGUCCCACGGAAAAUAUUAUACCAAGGAACACCUAGCAAAAUUUUAAAAGUCGCUCAAAUGAUCAAACAACGCUUUUUUGAUGGGAAUAAGGCGAAUGACAAUAAAAUGAAAGAGUUUAUACAAUAUGCAUCAGAAACUGCGCUUCUUUGUGGGAUUCAUAAGUUUAUAGAUCUUCUCAGAAAUGUCGCAAAAUCCAAUAUAUAUAUGUAUAGAUUCUCCCCAGUCUCGGAACGAAAUGUAAUUGGAAAUUUGGGAAAAGACUAUGGAGUAUCAGGUGCAGCGCAUCUCGAUGAUAUUAUGUAUAUAUUUAAUUCAAAGAAAUUUAAUUUGCCAGUCGACAACAACAGUAGAAGUUUUCAAAUUGUGCAACAAGUUUGUACUUUAUUUACUAACUUCGCGAAAUCGGGGAAUCCAAUGCCUGACUCUAAAAAGGGCUUAAAAUGGCCAGAAUAUGAUUUGGAACACAAAUUGUAUUUAGAUAUUGACGAGCAUCUAUCUAUUGGUAGUAAACUCGAUAAAGAUAACAUGGAGUUUUGGAAGUCUAUCUACAAGAAUGCGGAUGUGCCUUUUUAAUUUUAUAUCUUCAAUCACAAGUAUGAAGUAUCUUAA